Molecule: messenger RNA, 720 nt
Organism: Ambispora gerdemannii
Lineage: Eukaryota; Fungi; Glomeromycota; Glomeromycetes; Archaeosporales; Ambisporaceae
Source: the annotation of a GenBank genome assembly
AUGGCCAAAAUAGAAGAAAUUCCGUCUGAACAAGAACAGCAAUCAAAAGACACGAAAAAAAAUAUCACAUCGACAAAAGAACAAGAACAUGAGAUUACAAACACCAACAACAGAAAUCCCACUGAAUCCACGAAUCCGAAUAAAAUUGAAACAAAUGAAGAAGAACAAGAGCAAAGAAACAACAACGAAAAUGAAACCACACCAAAAUUCACCCCCCAAGAAAUAAAAGAUCUAAUACAAGAAGCAAACACCAUAAAAUCACUCGGCAACGAAUUAUUCGCCAGUAAUCGAUACGAGGAUGCGAUUGAGCAGUAUCAAAAGGCGUUGGACACGUGUCCCGUCGAGUGCAAAGAGGAACGUGCAGUUUUUUGGGGAAAUAUUGGAGCCUGUGAACUUAAACUGGAGAAAUAUAGUCGAGCUGUGGAUGCUUGUAAUAAAGCAUUGGAAGAUUCCCCGAACUACACCAAAGUACGCUUAAGACGCGCACAAAUCAACGAAAAAAUAGGAUCGUAUUCAUCACUAGUUAGUGCACAAGAAGAUUACAAUACAAUACUAACAAUCCACAAAAAAGAAUUUGACCAACUUCCACACCCCACCCAGAAAUCCAUAAAAUUUUCUCUCUCGCAACUCCCCCAAAAAAUCGCACAAGCUCAAGAACGCGAAAAGGAAGAAAUGAUUAGCAAGUUUAAGGAUUUGGGAAAUACGUUGUUGGAGUGGUAG